Molecule: messenger RNA, 2284 nt
Organism: Penicillium brasilianum
Lineage: Eukaryota; Fungi; Ascomycota; Eurotiomycetes; Eurotiales; Aspergillaceae
Source: the annotation of a GenBank genome assembly
CAGGUCAGACACCUCCUUCCCCCUCAGUCUCUCGACGGACAAUUUCUCUGCAACUACCCAGAGAGAUUCUACAAUGGUUUCUGAAGCCCCCAACGAUUUGCCUGUGCGCCCUGCCGCACAGGCAGAGGACAACGCUCAAAACGCUGCUGCCCCGCCAAAAGACGCCAAAAACCAAGCCCCCGCCGCCGACGUUCUCCCUGACUGGCUCGUGGAGAGGAAUAAUUUCUUCGAGGAACUUUGGCAACAACAUCUGGAGGAGGCCAAGUCCCGCCCGCGCCCUGAGAUCAAAGUCACCCUCGAUAUCGGUGACGGCAACCCUUACUCUGUCCCCGCAAAGGCCUUCGAGACCACCCCCGGGUCUUUCCUGCGUGACGUACCCAAGGAAGCGAGCGCCGACGUUGUUGUUGCAAAGGUUAAUGGAGAAUUGUGGGAUCUGAACCGUCCUUUGGAGGGUGACUGCACGGUCUUACUAGUCAAAUUCUCUUCCGAGGAAGGACGCAUGGUUUUCUGGCACAGCUCUGCGCACGUUCUCGGCGAAGCCUGUGAGUGUGAAUUCGGGUGUUUCCUUUCCCAUGGACCCCCCGGACCCAGCGGGUUCUUCUACGACGAAAAAUUGCCUGGGGAUCGUGUCGUGCUCCCCUCCGACUGGCCCGCACUCGAGAACAGGGCCUCGCGCAUUUUCAAGGAGAAGCAAAGCUUCGAUCGAUUGGAGGUUUCCAAGGAGAAUCUUAAGAAGAUGUUUGCGGCCAAUAAGUACAAGCUACACUACAUUGAUAAGCUGGUGACUGGGGAGAAGAGCACCGUUUACCGCUGUGGUACUCUGGUUGAUCUUUGCCGUGGACCUCAUAUCCAGAACACAGGCAAGAUCAAGACUUUCAAAAUCCUGCAGAACUCCGCAGCAUACUUCCUCGGUGACCAGAGCAAUGAUUCCUUGCAACGUAUCCGUGGUGUCGCUUUCCCCGAUAAGAACUCCAUGAAGGAGCACUUGAAGUUCCUUGAGGAGGCCGAAAAGCGCAACCACUUGAAAAUCGGCAAGGCACAAGAGCUGUUCUUCUUCGACGACGUCUCCCCUGGAAGUCCUUUCUUGCUACCCCGUGGUACAUUGAUUUUCAAUGCCAUACAGAAGCUGCUCCGAUCCGAGUACCGCAAGCGCGGCUACCAGGAGGUUCAGACCCCGAACAUGUACGAUGUCAGCAUCUGGAAACAAUCCGGUCACUGGCAGCACUAUGCCGAUGAUAUGUUCAAACUGGACGUCGAUAAGCGCGACUGGGCCCUGAAGCCCAUGAACUGCCCCGGUCACUUUGUCCUGUUCGGCCACCGUGAUCGUAGCUACCGCGAGCUCCCGCUAAAAAUCUCAGAUUUUGGGUGUCUCCAUCGUAAUGAAGCAUCUGGUGCUCUGAGCGGCCUGACCCGUGUGAGAAAGUUCCAACAGGACGAUAGCCAUAUCUUCUGCACAAACGAGCAGAUUGAGUCUGAAGUCGCAGGCUUGUUCGACUUUUUGGAAUCCAUCUAUGGGUUGUUCGGUUUCACCUUCAAGUUGAAGCUGUCUACUCGCCCUGAGAAGUACAUGGGCGACUUGGAGCUCUGGAACCGCGCCGAGGAGCAGCUCAAGCAGGCCAUGACCAAAUUCAAGGGCAACGACUGGGUCAUCGAUGAGGGUGAUGGAGCCUUCUACGGCCCAAAGAUUGACAUCACCAUUGCGGACGCUCUCAAGCGUGAGUUCCAGUGCGCCACCAUUCAGCUGGAUUACCAGGCUGCCAUCAACUUCAAGCUUGAGUACGUCGAUAAGGAGAAGCCCAAGCAGGAGGACAGCGAGAAGAAGGAGGGUGAGACCUCCAACCAACCCGCACCUGGCCGAUCCCGUCCUGUGGUUAUCCACCGUGCCAUCAUUGGUAGCUUCGAGCGCUUCCUUGGCAUUAUCACGGAGCACUUUGCUGGAAAGUGGCCAUUCUGGAUCAGCCCUCGCCAGAUUAUGAUCAUUCCAGUCAUGCCGGCUUUGAAUGCCUAUUGCGAAGAGCUGCAAGAGAUCCUUCGCGCGGACAAGUUCAAUGUGGAGAUUGAUAUUAGCGGCAACACUCUCCAGAAGAAGAUUCGUACUGCCCAAUUGGCUCAGAUCAAUUUCAUCUUUGUGGUGGGACAACAGGAGAUGGAGUCUCGUUCAGUCAACAUCCGCAAUCGCGACGACCCGGCUACCCAGAAGCUCGGUGUGAUGGUGCCCCUUGACGAGGUUCGGGCGAAGCUGACGGCGCUGCGUAAGGAGCGUCGGUUGGAGAACAAGCUGUAG